Molecule: messenger RNA, 348 nt
Organism: Schizophyllum commune H4-8
Lineage: Eukaryota; Fungi; Basidiomycota; Agaricomycetes; Agaricales; Schizophyllaceae
Exons: 2
Source: RefSeq, a predicted model, not a curated record
GAGAAUAUGGCGCAUGCCGUGUGGGAAACAUUGGGUACAUAUGGACUGAAAGGCAGGAUCUCCGCCUUCGUCAUGGACAAUGCGACAAACAAUGAUACACUGGUCGAGGAGAUUGAGAGGCUGUGCAUGCUCGACGGCAUACGCUUCUCCGCCACGCAGGCGCGCCUCCGGUGCAUGCCGCAUACCAUCCACCUUUCUGCCAUCAAGGCCGGUACUGCCUCAUCGUACAAACUGCGUAGGCUCAUUAUCUUGCAGCUACUGGAAGCGAUCGGUGCCAUAACUCGCUCAGAGGCGGACAAGGCAUCGAGCCGGACUGUCAAUUACCAAGAUUCCGUCACCAGUCCCCUU